Oenanthe melanoleuca is the source of this 1026-nucleotide messenger RNA. It is a transcript of the gene SMUG1, whose product is annotated as single-strand-selective monofunctional uracil-DNA glycosylase 1. Gene Ontology annotation, molecular function: oxidized pyrimidine nucleobase lesion DNA N-glycosylase activity; single-strand selective uracil DNA N-glycosylase activity. The record is from RefSeq and is a predicted model, not a curated record. Gene Ontology annotation, biological process: base-excision repair. The transcript has 2 exons. Bases 1 to 1026 code for a protein of 341 amino acids. Lineage: Eukaryota; Metazoa; Chordata; Aves; Passeriformes; Muscicapidae.
AUGGAGCGGGGGGAGGAGGAGGAGGAGGAGGAGGAGGAGGAGGAGGAAGGACGCGGGGCCGAAGAUGAGGAAGGAGGCCGGGCCGAGGCUGAAGGAGCCGGGGAUGGCGGCGGCGGAGCCCCGGGUGACGCUGGAGCCCCGGGUGACGCUGAGGACGACGAUGACGAUGACGAUGAUGAUGAUGACGAUGAUGAUGAUGAUGAAGGCCUGGCCGCGCGGUUCCUGGCUCUGGAGCUCGCCCUGUCCGAGCAGCUGCGGGCGCUGCCGCCCCCCGGGCCCCCCGUGUCGCUGCUCUACGCGCCCCUCGAGUACGCGUGGGAGCCGCACCGGCGCUUCGUGCGGCGCUACCUGCGCACCCCGAAACCCGUGCUGUUCCUGGGCAUGAACCCCGGCCCGUUCGGCAUGGGCCAGACCGGGGUCCCCUUCGGCGAGGCGUGGCACGUCCGCGAGUGGCUGCGGGUGCGGGGCGCGGUGCGGAAGCCGCCCCGGGAGCACCCCAAGCGCCCGGUGCUGGGGCUGCGCUGCCCGCGGGCCGAGGUGAGCGGCGCCCGCUUCUGGGGGCUGGUGCGGAGCCUCUGCCCGGACCCCCGCGCGUUCUUCCGCCACUGCUUCGUGCACAACCUGUGCCCGCUGCUCUUCCUGGCCGAGUCCGGCCGGAACGUGCCGCUGCCGGAGCUGCGGCGGCCGGAGCGGGAGCGGCUCCUGCGGCCGUGCGGGGCCGCGCUGGUGGCGGCCGUGCGGGAGCUGCGGGUGCGGCUGGUGCUCGGGCUGGGCCGCGUGGCCGAGCUGCGGGCGCGCCGGGAGCUGCGGGCGGCCGGGCUGGACGUGGCCGUGCGGGGGAUCCCGCACCCGUCGCCCCGGAACCCCCGCGCCAACCGCGGCUGGGAGGGCGAGGCGCGGGCGCGGCUGGAGGAGCUCGGGGUGAUGCGGCUGCUGCGGGGGGAGGGACGGGGCGGGGGGCUGGGGGCGUGGGGGAGGCUGGGGAGCGGGGGGGGAGGGGGCUGGGGGGGCCCUGGACCGGUUUGA